Molecule: messenger RNA, 681 nt
Organism: Alosa sapidissima (American shad)
Lineage: Eukaryota; Metazoa; Chordata; Actinopteri; Clupeiformes; Clupeidae
Product: intersectin-2-like
Exons: 5
Coding region: 292-681 (129 amino acids)
Biological process (GO): clathrin-dependent synaptic vesicle endocytosis; endosomal transport
Cellular component (GO): plasma membrane; presynaptic membrane; clathrin-coated pit
Molecular function (GO): protein binding; calcium ion binding; molecular adaptor activity
Source: RefSeq, a predicted model, not a curated record
CUCUCGCUGGUGUAAUGACGUCAACAGUGUCACUUGUGGAUAGCCGGGGCGCCGCAUUAACCGCAAUCUGCUCCAGGUAGUACACUAGACCGGGCUGGGAAGCGCAUCACGGUGUAACAAAGGUGCAGAUUCUUUAGCGCUGAAGGAUAUUAUCGCCACGGUCUGGUUGAUUAAACCGGUGACCUCGGGAAUUCUGUCUAUUGUCUCCAUGCACGAUGACCAUUAGCUAGCCAGCUGGGCAGUGGAACCCCUACCCCCACUCCCAACCCAUCCGCUAUCCCACCUGCAACCAUGAAUGGUGGUGUGAAUAUUUGGGCCAUCACACCAGAGGAAAGGAGCAAACAUGACCGCCAGUUUGACUCGCUCACCCCUACACUCGGAUAUGUAUCAGGAGAGCAGGCACGACGGUUUUUCAUACAGUCAGGCCUUCCUGCUUCAGUGCUGGCAGAGAUCUGGACUUUGGCGGACCUGACCAACGAUGGGAGGAUGGACCGGUUGGAGUUCUCCAUCGCCAUGAAGCUGAUCAAGUUGCAGCUGCAGGGUCAGGCCCUGCCCCCCGCGCUGCCCGACAUCAUGAAACAGACGCCCACCCCUUCCAUUCUGACCUCAUCAGCCCGCUUCGGUAAGCCACGCCUCUGCGCAAUCAGCGCCUCUCCAAAGAUGGAGGGAAGCGGAAUAUGA